Molecule: messenger RNA, 2283 nt
Organism: Synchiropus splendidus (mandarinfish)
Lineage: Eukaryota; Metazoa; Chordata; Actinopteri; Syngnathiformes; Callionymidae
Gene: glud1b
Product: glutamate dehydrogenase 1b
Exons: 13
Coding region: 94-1722 (542 amino acids)
Biological process (GO): L-glutamate catabolic process
Cellular component (GO): mitochondrion
Molecular function (GO): L-glutamate dehydrogenase (NAD+) activity
Source: RefSeq, a predicted model, not a curated record
CACUUCUUCGCCUCGCUGCUUCCCAGUCAGCCAGCGGAGCGGCCCCGGUGCUCGUCCCUGUCUGUCCUCUGCUGCCGUCACCCUCCUCCAGCCAUGUAUCGUUAUUUCGGGGAGCUGCUGAGCCGCUCCGCGGGGAGCGCCCUGGCCUCGGGCUGCGUGGACUCCGCUCUCCCGGCCACCUCAUCCCUGAUGCGGGUGCGCAGAUACGCCGACGCGGCGGAGCAGCCCGACGACCCCAACUUUUUCAGGAUGGUCGAAGGCUUUUUCGAUCGCGGCGCCGCCAUCGUUGAGGACAAGCUGGUGGAGGGUCUGAAGACCAGGGAGAGCCCCGAGCAGAAGAGGCACCGAGUGCGCGGGAUCCUUCGCAUCAUCAAGCCCUGCAACCACGUCCUCAGCGUGUCUUUCCCCAUCAAGAGGGACAACGGAGAGUGGGAGGUGAUCGAGGGCUACCGCGCCCAGCACAGCCAGCACCGGACACCCUGCAAAGGGGGUAUCCGUUACAGCACUGAUGUGUCCGUGGAUGAGGUCAAAGCUCUGGCUUCGCUAAUGACCUACAAGUGCGCUGUUGUUGAUGUGCCAUUCGGUGGUGCCAAAGCUGGUGUCAAGAUCAAUCCCAGGAACUACUCUGAUAAUGAGCUGGAGAAGAUCACCAGAAGAUUCACGAUCGAGCUGGCCAAGAAGGGCUUCAUCGGACCAGGCAUCGACGUCCCAGCUCCUGACAUGAGCACAGGCGAGAGGGAAAUGUCCUGGAUCGCCGACACGUAUGCCAACACUAUUGCUCACACUGACAUCAAUGCUCAUGCUUGUGUGACCGGAAAGCCCAUCAGCCAGGGAGGAAUCCACGGAAGAAUUUCCGCCACCGGUCGUGGAGUUUUCCACGGCAUUGAGAACUUCAUCAACGAAGCUUCCUACAUGAGCAUCCUGGGUCUGACACCUGGAUUCCAGGACAAGACUUUCAUCGUCCAGGGCUUUGGUAAUGUGGGCCUCCACUCCAUGAGAUACUUGCACAGAUUUGGAGCCAAGUGUGUGGGUGUGGGUGAGAUCGACGGAGCCAUCUACAACCCAGAGGGCAUCGACCCCAAGCAGCUGGAGGACUAUAAACUGAAUCAUGGGACGAUUGUUGGAUUCCCAGGUGCCAAACCCUAUGAUGGAAACAUCCUGGAAGCAGACUGCCACAUCCUGAUACCUGCUGCUGGAGAGAAGCAGCUGACCCGGAACAACGCUUCCAGGAUUAAGGCUAAGAUCAUUGCUGAAGGUGCCAACGGACCCACCACCCCUGAUGCCGACAAAGUCUUCCUGGCAAACAACGUCAUGGUCAUUCCUGACAUGUACCUGAAUGCUGGUGGUGUUACGGUGUCAUAUUUCGAGUGGCUGAAGAAUCUCAACCACGUCAGCUAUGGAAGACUGACCUUCAAGUACGAGAGGGACUCCAACUACCACCUGCUCAUGUCUGUGCAGGAAAGUUUGGAGAGGAAAUUCGGCAAACAAGGAGGACCCAUUCCUGUCGUGCCCACUGCCGACUUCCAGGCUAGAGUUGCUGGUGCGUCUGAGAAGGAUAUUGUUCACUCAGGUUUGGCCUACACCAUGGAGAGGUCUGCUCGGCAAAUCAUGCGCACAGCCAGCAAGUACAACCUGGGCCUGGACCUGAGGACGGCCGCUUAUGUCAAUGCCAUCGAGAAGGUCUUUAAGGUCUACAACGAGGCUGGACUCACCUUCACAUAAAGGCACUUCCCUUGUCCUUCCUGCAUCCCGCCGCCUCUCAUGCCUUCCAAACUUUCCAAACAGCCUUCUGAACAUAUCAGUAUCCUGCACUCACUCACUCACGGACAGUGUCACAUGGACUGACCGGGUAUAGAGCCUGUGAUCCAUGAGCUGUCCUGCUCCCCCACCCUUUGCCUGGUACAUCCAUCACAGUGACCAUUCAUCAGCAAUGGGGUCACUAGAAAAGCUUGACCUUUCGUUAUGGUCCGGCUGACCGCACUGCAGAGGCCUUACGUUAGCAGAGGUUUAUAACAGAGGAUUUAUGUAAACAGUAAUUUUAAAACCCAGAUGAGGUUCAGGACUCCAAAAACAGGCUUGCUCGUCCCUUGUACGCUACCUUCUUCCAGCUGCUUGAUCCAUCUUGAGAGGGGAGCUGGUGUGGGGAGGGUGGGGCUGAGGCUGCCCCAAGGUUAAUCAUUUUGUCUUUUAACCGUCCAAUUCCUUGCCUCUUUAUUUUGGAGGAAAACGCCCUUUUCUUUUUAAUUUUGUUCUUUUUUGGAAAACAAUAAAAUGUUAUUAAAA